UGAUGGUCUACAAAGACGUGGUUUUAACCUUACUUAUUCUUGCAUUUACUGCAACAUGCAUGGCAGAUGAGAUGAAAUCGAUGAAAGAUGAAAUCGCCGUCAUCAGAAAUUUGCUGAAGGUCCAAACCGAGAGGUUGACGAAACUUGAGAUGGAGAACGAUGCCCUGAAGAUCACUGUUUCCAAGUUGGAGAAUGAUAAUUUACUGAUGAAGGAUAGGUUGAUGGAUAUUUCCGAUGAAAACAAAGUUUUACAACACGAAGUAACUAAUCUUAGGAUACAAGUGACACAAAUGCAAGGUUUAUUAAAACAUGGAAAUGUUGCAAACCUAAAUGAGCAGGAAGAACCAAAUGGCACAUUGAGAGAAACGAUACGUCGUCGCCUCCUUCUUCCUGACGCUGGGUCCCCCUCUACCACGCCCCUACCCGUUGAGCCAGUGGCCUUCUACGCUUACAUGUCAAAACCCGAGCCCACCCCAAGCAAUCAUCAUUCGCUCAUCUUUGACGUUUUGAAGACCAACCUUGGAAAUGGGUACAACAAAUUCAGCGGAACAUUCGUUGCUCCAUUUGCAGGGGCAUAUGUGUUCACCUGGACCAUCAACACAAACCCAAAUGGGGCUCAUUGGAUUAAUUUAAUGGUCAAUAAUGCAAUUGUUGGGGGUAACCUUUGUGACACGCAGGGCACGGGUAGCUAUGACUCUGAUUCUAACACUGUAGUGGUUGUUCUUAGUCAGGGAGACAGUGUCAACCUGCGUACAACCGUUCAAAGUCUUACUGACAUUUAUGCAGAUUCGCAUGCAUUCACUACUUUUGCCGGUUGGCGUCUUUAGUUGAAUUGCCUGUAUACUGGUUGUUACAAGCGUACCUUGACAAAAAACCAAUGUAUUAAGUUUAUUCAAAUAAAGACAGCCGAAUUUGUUCCCGUCUGAGUUU
Molecule: messenger RNA, 930 nt
Organism: Magallana angulata
Lineage: Eukaryota; Metazoa; Mollusca; Bivalvia; Ostreida; Ostreidae
Exons: 2
Coding region: 3-827 (274 amino acids)
Molecular function (GO): protein binding
Source: RefSeq, a predicted model, not a curated record